UCUCAGAUAUUUUCCUUCAGAAGCGGUUGCUGCAGCCAAAGCCUUGACACUGAGACAUGACCGACUGAAUGAUUUUACAUUUAACCUGUUAAAUUAAACAAAAAGCAAUCACAUUUCAUCGAUCUAAUACAAACAUAAGAAGACUCCAGCUCAGAUUUGUAUUCAUCAAGGCAUAUUCAGGAGGCAUACUCUUCUUCCCUUUCACAUAAGUGUGGUUUUCUGCCACUGAGCAUGUCAGUGGCUCUCCUGGUGCGAUAUGCCACGCUCAGCGGGUCCCGUGUCUGCAGCAGAGCUGCUUUCAACCUGACCAAUGCCCAUCAGGAAGACCCAAGACGGGCUCUACACACUCCAUCCUCUCCUCGGUUCAGCAAUUCUCGAUUUGAUCCAGACAGCAGUGGUCGUCCGACUACCUGGGACUCCUUCGGGAUCUGGGACAACCGCAUCGAUGAACCAAUCUUGCUUCCAUCGAGCAUCCGCUAUGGUAAACUUAUUCCCAAAGUUAACCUGUCCAGGGUGGGCAGCGCCUCGCAGAUCGGCCAGCGGAAAGAAAAUGAAGACCGCUAUCAGAUGUCACAAAUGACUGACAACAUCAUGUACUUUGCUGUUUUCGAUGGACACGGGGGUGCAGAGGCUGCUGAUUUCUGCCAUAAGAACAUGGAGAAGCAUAUCAAAGACAUCGCAGCGGAGGAAACUAACUUGGAGUUCGUUUUAACCAAAGCUUUUCUUGAGGUGGACAAAGCAUUAGCGAGGCAUCUUCACUUCAGUGCAGAUGCCUCUGUGUUGAGUGCAGGAACCACAGCCACGGUGGCUCUGCUAAGGGAUGGGAUCGAGCUGGUGGUGGGCAGCGUCGGGGACAGCCGUGCCAUGAUGUGCCGCAAAGGCAAGGCCGUCAAACUCACCGUGGAUCACACGCCUGAAAGGAAGGAUGAAAAAGAGAGGAUACGCAGGAGCGGAGGUUUCAUUACAUGGAAUAGUUUGGGUCAACCACACGUCAAUGGCAGACUGGCCAUGACCCGCAGCAUUGGGGAUUUCGACCUCAAAGCGACAGGCGUCAUCGCAGAACCAGAGACUAAGAGAAUUUCUUUGCAUCACGUCCAUGAUUCCUUCCUGGCUCUCACUACUGAUGGCAUCAACUUCAUCAUGAACAGUCAGGAGAUCUGUGAUGUCAUCAAUCAAUGUCAUGACCCCAAAGAGGCCGCACAACGCAUAUCUGAGCAGGCUCUUCAGUAUGGUUCUGAAGACAACAGCACUAUCAUCGUGGUGCCGUUCGGUGCCUGGGGCAAACACAAAAGCUCCGAAGUCAGCUUCUCCUUCAGCCGCAGCUUCGUCUCCAGUGGCCGCUUCGCCUGAACAAACAACAAAAAAGGAAGACACUGACUCGCAAAUCUAAACUGACCAAUGUGCAAUAUUCUCCUAAUCCAUCCUGUGAGGGUCACCGCCUCAAAAAUGACCAUUAGAGCCACAAUGUGGUUACAAACGUGACGAUGAAUGAUAUACCUGAGCCUAGAUGAGCAGAUCAAACUAUCAAUUCAUCUCUAAAACACAUCUUUCCCAAGGUUAAAGACUUGUCUUGUCUCAGAAAUCAUGCUUUUCACUUUUCGCUGCUUCUCUGCGGUGCUGAAAGUCAUUUGGUUACCGGUUUUCACAUUCACAGACAAUACUUGAGAAUAGUUUGCUUUGCCGAAGUGAAACCAAACUGAUCUCUGUACUGUAAGCAUAAAUUCUAAGCACUUUCAGAUUAUGGGAGGUCCGUAGCCUUCGUGACCCUUUGUGGUGUUAAAUGACAAACAGAAGCACACUUCGGGGGUACAUGGGCUUCUAUAUAGGCUCAUGUUCACUGAGUUGGACUGCUGUAUAUACUGUGUAUACUAAAGUAGAGCCUCCUUUCUUUGUGCAAGCACACAUUUCUAUAACUUUGUCUUCUGCUUGUAUUGUGAAGAGUCAUUCAUGCUCUAUUCCAGCAUUACAACCAGCAAUUCUAAACACCUACACUAAGAUAUAUUCUUAUCCAAGGACCAUUUCGCAAAGCCAUUCUCGUUUUUUCUGUGCCUUCCUCAUAAACAUCUGACGCUUUUGUGUCCCUCUUGUAAGGAACUUCUCGUUUCGGGUUCAUGACUCUAGUUUUAAACUGUGACUAGCGUGCAUAUUUAGUGUUCAUAGACAAAGUAUUUUUGUUUGGAAUGUACAGUUCGUUCCCUAUAACGCAUAGAGCAAAGUGCAGAUGUUUGUUUUGUUAUUUAUAUGAUGGGCAGUUAUUAAUGUAUAAAUGUUCUAUUUAAAUACGUCUUCUGAAGUCAAGAAAUGAACAUUUAAAGCAUUCUGCUUUACAUGAAAAGGCUUUUAAUGGAAAAGGCUUGUUUUGGUAGAGCCAUACACACGUGACCUCAUUAAGUCGCCAUCUCGCUUCAUGUUCUGGUGCUGUUUCUGCACUCCUUACAUCAUUUCCUCUUAGUUUUAAACUUAAAUUUUUUUUGUAUUAUUAGACUUUUACUUUUUACUUUUUUUUUGCUUUUGUUUUUUUUAAAUUGUUGUUUAACAAGACAACACAUCAAAGUAUACAAUACAACAUAGGAAAAAUUACAGAUUGUCUUAUUGUUCUUAUUUUCCCACUAUCCCCUAAAAAUAAAAUAAAUUAAAAAUAUGAAUUAUAAACAACCAGCCUCUGAAACAAAAAAAUAAAUAAAUGAAUAAUAAUAAGUUAAAACAUUUUUUUAAAGAAAUUCUUUAGAAAAAAGAUAAUAAUAAUAAAUGAGCAACUUUAUGAUAAGAACAAAAAAAUGAAAAGUUCACAAUAAGGAGUCAAUAUUUCCUCUUUCCAAUUAUUUACUGUUUUUAAACUUUUAACUGGAAUUUAUUUUCCUUUUAUUGUCUUCAUCUUGAAAGGGAUAGUUCACCCAAAAUAUUACAAUCCUGUCAUUUACUAAUCUUCCAAACUUGUAGGAUUUCUUCUGUAAAACACGAAUGAAGAUGUUUUAAAGAAUGUUGGAAAUUUGAUGGCCAUAGUAUUUGUGUUUCUGCACUGUAAAAAAAAAAAAAAAAAAAAAAAACCCGCUGGGUUCUGCACAAUUCCUGUCGUCCCAACACAAAUCGAUUAAGAUUUACUUACAAGUAUAAGUGGAUUAAACAUAAAACAAUUUUUUGAGUGAUGCUUUUUCCACUAGAUUUUACUCAACACAAAAGAGAAAUUUAUAGAACUUUAAUGUGAAUAAAUGGAGGGGAAAUCUUUAUUUUUGGGUGAACUAUCUUUUAGGUCCAAAUGUGGUAUGAUGGCGGGGAUCUUUUUUUUCUUUUUUUUUUUAAACUGUACUCUUAUUAUAUUUCUGUCUGUAUUAUAUUUCAGUGUUAACACAAUUGCAUGGAUCUCUAGAGCAAUCUGUCAAACAAGUGUUUCCUCUAUAUAUGGACCUAACUUUUGCUUUGUUGAUAUGCGGUUUAUUGUUAAAUGCAAUGCAGCUGUGAAUAAAGUUCCACCAGAAACAUC
Messenger RNA from Danio rerio (zebrafish), 3481 nucleotides. The record is from RefSeq and is a predicted model, not a curated record. NCBI's taxonomy places the organism in Eukaryota, Metazoa, Chordata, Actinopteri, Cypriniformes, Danionidae.